AUGGCUGAGAAGCGCAAGCUCCCUGCACGCGCCGGUCGCGAGCCUGCGGCCAAGCGGCGAGUCUCAGAAGCGGCCACUCCUUCUCAAAAGAAAAAGGCACCAACUCCUCGUGUACCAUCGCCGCCACCACCACCGCCGCCUGAGCCCAUCGAGGCUCCAUUGCCGAUAACGAUCAAAGAUGGCGAGCCUGUCCCAGUCUUGCACGAGCGACAGUCGGCUACCCUGUCGGACAAGGAGUAUCAGUCAUAUGCAGAAAGUGCAGUACUACUUGCGGCUCUGGAGCGAUCGAAGAAGAAGUGGUUGAGCGAUGGAAUCCUCGUUCGAUACUAUACGAAGCCGAAGAAGACGAAGCGUGAACAAAUCGAGAAGAACAACCCGCCCAAAGAUUCGAUGACGAGGGUUGGUCCUUGCGACGUUACCGUUGGACCUCAUCUUUUCGACGCGAUGAUUUACACUGUGAAAGAUCCUAACGCACCACCGGCGAUCCAAUAUGCUCCCCCGCCGAAACAGAUGGUCCACUACGGCCAUCCGAACAACUUCCAGCAGUACCAGCCAUACCCAGGCAAUCAAAAGAGACCUCCUUAUCCUGCCGCAGCUCCAGGACGCCCCCCGCAUGGAUACCCAGGUACUCAUGCACCGCCACCUCAACACCGUGGACCGAACCAGGCGCAACCUCAGCCGGGGCAGAGGCCACCACAAAGUGGUCCAUCCGGACAGCCCGCAAAGCCCAGCCCGGAUCCAGUCAUUCAAAUGCUUGCGACCAGAGCUGCCGCGGAUCCGGAAUUAAAGGCUUUGAUGAGAGUGGUCGCAUCCAGUCAAGCAUCACAAGAGCAGCUUCGUGCCUUCCAGGCUCAUAUUGACGAAUUGAAUGCGAUCAUCAAGGCAAGGGAGCAACAAGAACGUCAUCGGAAUUCCGCUGCAGCUGCAGCAUCUACACAACCACCGCCAGCUCCACAGCCAGCAACACCUGCGCCGCCACAGCGCAGACCGGCCUCUCCACAGGUCGUCAUUCAUCAAAAGCCUAGCUCGGUUACGAAUACCCCGUCACAAGGGCAGGGAACUAAGCCCCAGGCACCUUCUACUCAAACACCAUCUAAAGAGCCCCAGCAACCAGUAUCAGAAUCAAAGGUACCGCCCACAACGGCACCAGAGAAGCCGCCAGUUGGAGGGCCGCCUCAGCCUACACCUCAACCUCAGACCCCAGCACCUGCCCCAGCAACCUCAACACAAGCACCCAGCUCAACCCAGAGCUCUACCGCCACGCCAACAGUGAAGCAAGAACCGGGGAUAACGGCCCGGACUAUCACGCAGGCUACCCCAUCGAGCUCGGCACAACCGGCAGUCUCAGCUCCAUCUGCAACUCCUGGUCCUCCUAGCACCCCUGCCCCCAACACUGCAUCGCAGGUGCAGAGUCCUGCCGUACAACCCCCUCAAAGUGCCAGCAAUGUUCAACAGCAGGUGCCACGACCGGGUCCCCCGUAUCCUCCAUACCAGCAGCAAGCGCCAUACGGAACACAGCCUCCUGCCCAGUCACGUCCACCGCAAUACGGAUCUCCCACGCCCUAUUAUCGUCCCCAGGCGCCACCGGCGAGACCCACGCCAACCCCAUUGAAUUAUAAGUCUGUCGUCUUUGAAUUCACAUCUCCAUUGACACCAUAUGGAAGUAGUACGUCUGGUCACGCCGGCUCGGGCGAUCGCUACUUGUUCCCUGAGCACUCGAUCCUUGAAUGGCUUCCAAACGAGAAUACCAUUCUAGCCUCUUUCCUCAUUGUGAAAAAGGUCGAUCCAAACACGCCAUUCCCAAUUGAGACCGCUCCCGAUGCUGGCACUGGGCGCGCAAAGGGCAAAGGUUCCUCGAAAUCAAAGAAGGGGUCUAAGGCAGAUAAAGCUGCGGAUACACCGACACCUGCCGAUGUCCCUCCAAAGCAAGAACCUUCUGAUACCAAGCCGGAUGCCAAACCGGGUCAACCAGAGACACCUGGCACGCCUGCUGGAAAGCCAGCCACCGAGGCAAAUCUCAAAGAGUACUGGCAGCCAGUCACCUUCCGCAUUCAUGCGGCGAACCCCCGGAUCCUGGAACCUCUGACUCGUGUUGUGAAGCCCGCUGACGAAGUUCGAAAGUACAUGAACGAGAUUAUGGAUCGGGCUGAGCGUGCACCGGAUGGGUUCCCUGCUUUCCGGCUUCCUUACGAAGAUGCCCGCGAGACUUUCGAGGCGGAAAGUACACCGGCUUCUACGGUGGCGACUGGUGCUUCUUCGCGUAGUCGUCCGCCUAAGACAGUGGUGAAACCGGUCGAGGAAGAAUCCGAGGUUGAGAACAACGUUGUCGACCUUGAGGAGGAAGAGGAUUUGAUGGAUUUCUAUGGUGCGCCGAUGGGUAUGCCGCCCUUGCGAGUGUGA
This is a messenger RNA of Penicillium cataractarum, 2400 nucleotides long. RefSeq lists its product as uncharacterized. The record is from RefSeq and is a predicted model, not a curated record. Gene Ontology annotation, molecular function: ATP-dependent H2AZ histone chaperone activity. Lineage: Eukaryota; Fungi; Ascomycota; Eurotiomycetes; Eurotiales; Aspergillaceae. Gene Ontology annotation, cellular component: Swr1 complex. The transcript has 2 exons. Gene Ontology annotation, biological process: chromatin remodeling. Bases 1 to 2400 code for a protein of 799 amino acids.